AUGGAGCAGUCCGGCGUCUUGACCAAGAUCGUGGCGGGUGGUGUUGCGGGGGUUUCAGAAACGCUUGUCACUUACCCAGCCGAAUACGUAAAGACACGCCGCCAACUAUAUUUCAAAGCCACCGCCAACGCAGCAACCGCAAAAGCCAGCCCGCCGCCCAGCUCCCUCGCCAUCAUCCGCGACACAGUCCGCACCUCGGGCGUGAGGGGCAUCUACUCGGGCGUCCAAGCCCUCGCGGCCUCCAACGCCGCGAAAUCCGGCAUCCGGUUCCUCGCCUUUGAAACCACGCGCUCGAAGCUCGAUGCCCUCUCCGGCUCGGAAUCUCCGGCAUCAGGAGGACCGGGAUCGGGAAGGAAGCCCCGCGCGGCGUGGAUCAACGUCGUAAGCGGUCUCAGCGCCGGCGUAGCAGAGUCCAUCGCCGUCGUGACGCCAGGCGAAGCCAUAAAAACCAAAAUGAUCCACGCCGCCGCCGCCGCCACCUCUUCCUCAUCCCCUUCCUCAUCCGCCGCCGGAUCCGCAAGCAGCCAACUCGCAAACCGCGGCCUCAUCAGCGCCGUCAGGAUCCUCAUCCGCGAAGAAGGCAUCCGAGGCCUAUGGAGCGGCUUGACGCCGGUACUCUGCAAGCAAGGAACCAACAGCGCAGUCCGCUUCACGACCUUUGCUAUGCUCCAGGAGCGCGUGGCGGCGCGGUGGCCUCAGCUGGAGGGCGGCGUCGGGAGUACCCUCGUCUUGGGCGGGGUGAGUGGCGUGUUUACGGUGUAUGCGUCGAUGCCGUUUGAUAAUAUCAAGACGAGGAUGCAGAGCGUGCAGAGUGCCGAUGCGCGGUAUGCUGGGAUGGUGGACUGCGCUGCGAGGAUUCUGAGGAGUGAUGGGGUUUUUGCGUUUUGGAGGGGCACGUCGCCCAGGUUGGUUCGGUUGACUCUUUCGAGCGGCAUCACGUUCACGGUCUAUGAUCAAGUGGUGCGUCUGAUGAAAUCGUCGCAAACAGAGCGCAAAGCCAGCGACCUACAACGCCUAUAG
Messenger RNA from Colletotrichum fioriniae, 1020 nucleotides. The record is from RefSeq and is a predicted model, not a curated record. Lineage: Eukaryota; Fungi; Ascomycota; Sordariomycetes; Glomerellales; Glomerellaceae.